UCAGCUUGUGUUAUUGUUGUGUUGGUGCAUUGAUGAUUGUUGGCUGCUUGUGGAUUAGUGGCCUGUGGCUUAAAGCAUUCAUUCCACGGGUUGACCCGGCCGCCCGCACGCCCGCACGCUCAUAUACCCGGUCUAGACCAUCCAUCUGUAGAUCUGGGUGUCCCGCCCAAUUGAAUACGAAGACCCGGAACGGCCCUGUGGGCGGUUAGUGUGACAUUGGACCCGGUCCGGCCGGCGGGUGGAUCUGCUCUACUAACUGAUCCACCCCGAUUCAGGAUGGCCGGAUCGACGGGCCACUCCUCGACGUCGUCGUCGGCCUCGUCGUCGGGGUUCUUAAAACAUCUCCAGGAGUCCAAGUUAAAGUCGUUUAGUAUCGGAACCAUGGGCAAACGGACUCUCUCCAAACGCGAGCAAGAUGAGCUCCGGAAGAAGCAGGAACAAGAUGAAGUGGGCAAGGUGUAUAAAGAGUUCGUGUCGACUUUUGAGGAUCAUCCCUCAAGCAAGGUCAAUAAAACUUGGGUCAAGGCCGGGACGUUCAAUGCCGGCAAUCGGAAAGAGGACUUUACUGAAAAGGGUAAAUUGUAUCAGCCGGCCUCACGGAUGGAUUCGGGGGCCAGGUCGGAUCUAGCGGAAUCGUCGGCCUUAGAUGGCCGGACCAAAAGACCCGAAAAGCCCGGAAAGAAGAAGGAAAAAGAGAAGAAGAAAAGCAAUCUCGAGAUCUUCAAGGAAGAACUCAAGGCCAUUCAAGAGGAACGGGAGGAGCGCCAUCGAGUCAAGAAUAUGAUUCGAUCUGGGGCCGUGCCUCCUUCGGCCUUGAAUAGUACGGGAUCGAGUGGGAGUGUCAAUCGUGAAUUAAGUUUGGCCGAAUCGGCCGCCAGUAAAGAUGGGUUGCCCGGUUCCCAUGAUACCGGCGAUCCCAACACGACCAAUCUGUAUUUGGGCAAUCUCAGUCCGAGACUCACGGAACAGCAAAUGAUGGAGCUCUUUGGAAAAUACGGGCCUUUGGCCUCGAUAAAGAUUAUGUGGCCCCGCACCGAAGACGAAAAAUCGCGCGGCCGCAACUGCGGCUUUGUCGCCUAUAUGAGUCGCAUUGACGGUGAACGAGCCUUAACCAAUUUAUCGGGUCAGAUGAUCGACGGGCACGAGAUGCGCAUGGGUUGGGGUAAACCUGUGCCUAUUCCUCUUCACCCAAUCUACGUCCCGCCUCCGUUAUUGAAACUCACCCUACCUCCGCCCCCCAGUGGGUUACCCUUCAAUGCUCAACCCAAUUCGAAAAAGGACGCAGACACAUGGAAUAUUGGUAAGGGCCCAUUGCCCGGUCCAAGUAGCGAGCGGACGCAGGAAUCGUUCGAUAAGCUCUUGUACCGUUCCACGGUGAAAGUGGUCAUUCCUACUGAUCGAACUGUGCUCUGCCUCAUUAAUCGCAUGGUCGAAUUUGUCAUUCGCGAAGGUCCAAUGUUCGAGGCCAUGAUCAUGAAUCGCGAGUUGAGCAAUCCCAAUUUCGCCUUCUUAUUUGAGAACAAGUCGCCCGAACACGUCUACUAUCGUUGGCGAUUGUACAGUCUCAUGCAGGGCGAUAGCAAAGACCAUUGGGGUAUGGAGCCCUUCCGAAUGUUCAAAGGAGGGUCAAUGUGGAAACCUCCCAUAAUGAAUAUCUUUACUGCUGGAAUGCCGGAUCACCUGGUUGAAGAGGAAGAGGAGCACAAUUUUGUAUCCCGUGAUAGAGAAUCCAAGUCUCGAAAAGACUCUGAAAACGACAAGAGCUCCUCAAAGUCAAGUCGUCGUGGUCUGUCCAAUUCUCAACGCGAUCGGUUUGAGGAUAUGUUGAGAACAUUGUAUCCCGACCGAAACCCAAUUGCCGAAACCAUGGUUUGGUGUCUUGAACACGCCGACGCUUGGGAAGAGAUCGUGGAUUGUGUCUCAGAAGCAUUGUCAGCUUUAGAAACCUCACCUGCCAAAAAGAUUGCUCGGUUAUACCUGAUCUCAGACAUCCUCCACAACUGUAGCGUGAAGGGCGUGCCCAAUGUGUCGUAUUAUCGGAAAGGGUUUCAAGCCAAGUUGCCGGAUAUCUUCCACGACCUGGCCAAAUAUCAAAAAGCAAUCGAUUCUCGCAUGAAAGCAGAGGCAUUUAAAGAACGAGUCACGGGCUGCUUCAGAGCAUGGGAGGACUGGGCUCUGUAUCCGCAGGAUUUCCUGAUCAAACUGCAGAACAUAUUCUUGGGAUUGAUCGGGAGUGGCAACACCUCUGACUCUGACGGAGAAAAUGGUAAGAAAGGUUCCGACGAAGCCAAUAGCGAUGAUGAAGACGAUGACGACGUGGAUGGAAUGCCCCUAGAUGGGGCAGCCCUUCUUAAGUCCGCCCAAAAAGGAAAAGGAUUCAAACGAAGGAAAGACGGCUCUGAUGAUUCAGAUGUGGACGGCACUCCCAUCAAGGAUGGAAAAUUCUCGUCGCGAAACAGUGGUCUAUCUGGCACUCCGAAGGCGGGUGGGGGAGCAGCUCCAGCUGGAUUUGUUCCUUCAAAGUGGGAAACCGUACAUCCUGAUGAAGUCCAAGCUCAAGCGGUCACAUCAAAAUGGGAACUAUUUGAUCAGGAUGAGGAACUCGAAAAGCGAAAAAGGCGCGGAAUCACAGACCCGGACGACGAUGACGACGAUUUAGAUGGUGAGCCCUUGGGAGGAACGCCCCUGGAUGCGCGAGCUAUCGAAGACAGACGCGUCAAGCUACGGGAAAUCGAGCUCAAAGUUAUUCAAUACCAAGAUGAGCUGGAAUCGGGGCGCAUCACUCGAAAACCAGGCUGGACUAUCUCGGAGCAGGUGGAGCUGUUUCGGAAAAAGCUUCGGAAACAGACAUUGUCUGGGAAAGUGAAUAACGGGAGCGAUACUGCUGGAUCGGGAGAUGACACCGACGAACAAAGGACUCGAACUCCCCGUGGAAAUCGCGAUGACACGGAUGAUUCCCUGGCAGGCAGCCACACCUCUAGGAGAAAAAAGAAAAGCAAACGAUCGCGCAGAAGCUCAAGCUCUUCGCGAUCUCGCUCUCGCUCUCGAGAAAGAGGUGGUCGAAAACGUAGCCGAUCACGAAAACGCCAUAGGAAAAGCUCGAGCUCAAGUUCAGAAGAACGACGACCAAUGUCAUCCUCAUCCUCCAAGCGCGAUCGGAGAUCGAGGUCAAAAUCCCCCAAACGACACAAAAAGAAGAGUGGUCGUCGGUAGAUUCGUUAUUUGUUUUUAUCUCGUUCAUCGAUUGUUUGAUGCUCCACCAUAAUAAAACGACCUAUGGCCUCUUCUCGCACAAAA
Messenger RNA from Tigriopus californicus, 3297 nucleotides. Its product is annotated as U2 snRNP-associated SURP motif-containing protein-like. The coding region runs from base 277 to 3213 and encodes 978 amino acids. The transcript is spliced from 8 exons. Gene Ontology annotation, cellular component: nucleus. The record is from RefSeq and is a predicted model, not a curated record. Gene Ontology annotation, molecular function: RNA binding. NCBI's taxonomy places the organism in Eukaryota, Metazoa, Arthropoda, Copepoda, Harpacticoida, Harpacticidae. Gene Ontology annotation, biological process: RNA processing.